AUGUAUCGAUUAUAUAUUCGUCGUUGUUCAUCAACAUUUUUUCAUCAAUAUACAGCUAAAAAUGAGCCCGUAUUGGAAUAUCGACGUAAUAGUAAUGAACUAAAACAAGUACAAAAGGUUCUUGAUGAAUAUAAAUCAAAAGUAACACGUGUACCAUGUAUUAUUGAUGGAAAAGAAUUUUGGACAGAGGAUAUUCAAAAACAAGUUUUACCAUUUGAUCAUAAACAUGUUCUAGCUGAAUAUUGUUAUGCUGAUAAAUCACUUCUUGAAAAAGCUAUUGAACGUGCAGUUAAAAAUCAACCAAAAUGGGAUUUAAUGCCUAUUGAGCAACGUGCUAAUAUUUUUCUUAAGGCAGCUGAUCUUGCAUCAGAUUUAAAAUGGCGUUCUCAUUUAGUAGCAACAACAAUGCUUGGUCAAGGUAAAACAGUAUUUCAAGCUGAAAUUGAUGCUGCUUGUGAAUUAAUUGAUUUUUGGCGUUUUAAUGUUCAACAUCUUGCAUCGGCAAUGACUUAUCAACCAAUAAGCACUGGAGAUUCUGAUAAUAAUUAUCAAUAUCGAGGUCUUGAAGGUUUUGUUGCUGCUAUAUCACCAUUUAAUUUUACUGCUAUUGGUGGUCAUCUUGCAUCAGCACCAGCACUUAUGGGCAAUACUGUUCUAUGGAAACCAUCAGAUACAGCUACGUUAUCAAAUUAUAUAGUAUAUAAAAUUCUUGAAGAAGCUGGUCUUCCACCAGGUAUUAUUCAAUUUGUACCAUCAAAAGGAGUAGAUUUUGGUAAAACAAUUACACAAUCACCUGAUCUUGCUGCUAUUACAUUUACGGGUAGUACAACAACAUUUAAAACUCUAUGGAAGUGGGUAGCAGAAAAUCUCGAUAAUUAUCGAACAUUUCCACGUUUAAUCGGUGAAUGUGGUGGUAAAAAUUUUCAUUUAAUUCAUCCAUCAGCUGAUUUAACAACUGUAAUUAAUGGUACAAUACGUUCAGCUUUUGAAUAUAGUGGACAAAAAUGUUCAGCUUGUUCUCGUGUUUAUUUACCACGAUCAUUAUCAAAUAAAUUUUAUUCACAAAUGCAAAAUAUCAUAAAAAAUGAAUUACGUAUUGAUACACCAUUAAAAUUUGAUACAUUUACAUCUGCUGUUAUUGAUCGUAAUUCAUUUAAUCGUAUUCGAACAUCUAUUGAUUUUGCACGGACAUCACCAGCAACAAAAAUUAUUGUUGGUGGUGAAUAUGAUGAUUCCGUAGGAUUUUAUGUUAAACCAACAUUAAUUGAAACAACUGAUCCAAAAAAUAAAUUAAUGCGUGAAGAAAUUUUUGGACCUGUUGUUACAAUUUAUGUUUAUGAUGAUCAAAAAUUUGAUGAAACUGUUGAUUUAGUGAAUGAUACAACAAAUUAUGCUUUAACAGGUUCAAUUUUUUGUCAAGAUAAAACAAUUCUCGAGAAAACUCGUGAACGUUUAAUACAUACAGCGGGUAAUCUUUAUUUAAAUGAUAAAUCAACUGGAUCUGUUGUCAAUCAACAACCAUUUGGUGGUGCACGUUUAUCCGGUACGAAUGAUAAAGCAGGUGGACCUCAUUAUUUAUUACGUUUUACAUCGCCGUUGACAGUCAAAAAUAUGAAAGAACCAUUAAAAACAUUUAAACAUGUUUCAAUGGAAUAA
This is a messenger RNA of Rotaria sordida, 1656 nucleotides long. The record is from the annotation of a GenBank genome assembly. Lineage: Eukaryota; Metazoa; Rotifera; Eurotatoria; Philodinida; Philodinidae.